This is a messenger RNA of Salmo salar (Atlantic salmon), 2836 nucleotides long. Lineage: Eukaryota; Metazoa; Chordata; Actinopteri; Salmoniformes; Salmonidae. The record is from RefSeq and is a predicted model, not a curated record.
CUAUUCAAGCAAACGUCAUUUCCUCAAUAGGCAAGUGAUCGCAAGUCAGCAGCUGCUCGCGUCGGAGUUUACUAUAUAUGGGCAAGGCCAGGCAUACCGAGAGUGGCGUUUGCUUCCGUGUUUGUGCGAUUAGCAGUCUAGACUAGCCGGUGGAUCAUAGAGGUUUGGUGUUUCAUUCAUUCGGAGGAAUUAAUACAAAAUCAGCGAACAUGUCAUAUGAAUUGAAGCAUGUGUUUGCCAGCCUCCCGCAGAUGGAACGAGGAGUCGCCAAAGUCCUAGGUGGCGAUCCCAAAGGCAACAACUUCCUCUAUACCAAUGGAAAGAGCGUCAUAAUCAGGAACAUUAACAACCCUGCCAUAGCUGAUAUCUACACUGAGCACCCUCAUCAGGUUACUGUCGCCAAGUACGCCCCCAGUGGCUUCUACAUUGCUUCUGGAGAUGUGUCUGGUAAGAUCCGUAUCUGGGACACUACCCAGAAGGAACACCUGCUGAAGUAUGAGUACCAGCCUUUCGGGGGGAAAAUCAAGGACAUCGCAUGGACUGAGGACAGCAAAAGGAUCGCUUGUGUGGGAGAGGGACGUGAGAAGUUUGGGGCUGUGUUCCUGUGGGACACUGGCUCCUCUGUGGGAGAGAUCUCAGGCCACUCCAAAGUCAUCAACAGCGUGGAUAUCAAGCAGACUCGCCCCUAUCGUCUGAUCUCCGGAAGCGAUGACAAUUGUGGAGCCUUCUUUGAGGGACCACCUUUCAAGUUUAAGUUCUCAAUCACAGACCACAGCAGGUUUGUCAACUGCGUGCGUUUCUCUCCAGACGGGAACCGCUUUUGUACGGCUGGCGCUGACGGUCAGAUCUUCCUGUACGACGGAAAGACUGGUGAGAAGAUUUGCGCUCUGGGCGGAGCCAAGGCCCACGAGGGAGGAGUCUAUGCCGUGAGCUGGAGCCCUGACAGCUCCCAGCUCAUCUCUGCCUCGGGCGACAAGACGGUGAAGCUGUGGGACGUAGGCACCAGCACGGCCCUCACCACCUUCAACAUAGGUGCCGACGUCAUGGACCAGCAGCUGGGCUGCCUGUGGCAGAAGGACCACCUGCUCAGCGUCUCCCUGUCUGGCUACAUCAACUACCUGGACAAGAGCAACCCCGACCGGCCGCUCCGCACCAUCAAGGGUCACAGCAAAUCCAUUCAGUCCUUGACGGUUCACAAAAACGGGGGGCGUUCUUACAUCUACUCGGGCAGCCAUGACGGCCACAUCAAUUACUGGGACGCGGAGACCGGGGAGAACAACGACUUCUCAGGGAAGGGCCACAGCAACCUGGUCACCAAGAUGGCUGUGGACGAUGCUGACCAGCUGGUGACCUGCAGCAUGGACGACACGGUUCGCUUCACCAGCGUGACCAAGAAAGAGUACAGUGCUUCCAACCUGGUAAAGAUGGAUGUCCAACCUAAACAUGUGUCAGUAGCAGCAGGGGGGCUCGCUUUGGCUGUGUGCAUCGGACAGGUGGUGUUUUUGAAGGACAAGAAGAAGGUGUUCACGCUGGACAGUCUGGACUACGAGCCGGAGGCAGGAGCAAUCCACCCAGGGGGCAGCACUGCGGCAGUGGGCGGGGCAGAUGGAAAGGUCCGCUUGUAUUCUGUCCAAGGCAACACUCUGAAGGACGAGGGGAAGAGUGUGGAGGCCAAGGGGCCAGUCACCGACAUGGCCUACUCCAAAGAUGGCGCCUACCUGGCCGUCACUGACGAGAAGAAGGUCGUCACAGUCUUCACAGUGGCAGACAAUUACUCGGUCAAAAAUGAUUUUUAUGGGCACCACGCAAAAGUGGUCACCCUGGCCUGGUCUCCCGACAAUGAGCACUUUGCCAGUGGUGGGAUGGACAUGAUGGUCUAUGUUUGGACAGUGAAUGAUGCAGACAAGAGACUGAAGAUCCCAGAUGCCCACAGGUUGCACCACGUCAGUGGCCUGGCCUGGAUAGAUGAGCACACUCUAGUGACCACCUCCCAUGACGCCAGCGUCAAGCAGUGGACUCUUAAAUUCUGAUCGUCACAAGACUGGAUCAUUAGGGACAAGGACUACUGUAGACCUCUCUCUCCCUUUUACUUUCUGUAUCUAAUUGAUGGUCUCUUGUCAGCAACCCCUGAAAUAGUCAGUCUGUCAUUGUAGGGAAAAGCUCCUAUUUAAAACAAAGUCCCAAUGCUGUUUUAUUCUUUUGAAGCUUCUAAAUGAUUAACUAAUCCAUGAACAAAGAAAAGGACCCAAAUAGCAGCGCUUGAUCUCUUGAGCUUUUCUGAUCAAGCGAACCAAUUUUAAGAUCAACAUUCCAGAGGCAACAACAGCCUUAUCUCAGUUCAAACUGAAAUGCCUGUCCUGUGUGGUUGGAGGGUCAUUUCAUCUCAACUCAGGGAAUUAAAUGAAAUUCAAUUUAUGAAUUGAAUUAAGUCCCUAUUGAAAAUAAUGGAGGUAUAUUUUGGUUACAAUCCUGAAUGGCGUUGAGAAUGAAUGGCCCUCCGACUGUGCUUGCCUGUUAGUUUAUGUUACCAUUUGUAUGGGGGUGGGUAUUUAGUUCUCUCGUUUUUCUUUGACUCCAUAAUUUGUUGUAAUUCACAAUUUCUAGUUGGAACAAAUAUGGUUGGUAGAGCAAUAAUAGGAACUUUAAACAACAAAGAAAUGAAUCAUGUAUUCAAAGAAGCUCCUGUACUGUUGCCGUGUGUUUUGCCUCACGAUGCUCCCAUGUCUCACUUUUUAUUACAUAUUAUUUUGAUGCUUCCACUUUUUUUUUCUUUUCUAAGGGUGGAUAUGAUUCAUAAUAUUAAUGACAAAAAUAAAUUUUUAUGCAUUUUUAGCAA